GAAAGGCCGAAGAAAGGGGAAAAUAAGUAACACUGCCUAAACUCUCUUUUCUACCUUACAAUUUAUACUGUACCUUUGAAGGUAGUAAACUUGUGAGAAAUGGCGAUGGACAAGUUGGAAUUGCAGAUAUAUAAUACAAUGACGAAGCAGAAGUAGGUUUUCAAAUCGAAGGAACCUUGGCAAGGUUAAAAUGUACAUAUGUGGUGUUAGCCCCUAUGACUUCAGUCACAUCGGCCAUGCCCGUUCAUAUGUCGCCUUCGACGUUCUCUACAGAUAUCUGAAAUACUUGAGAUAUGAUGUUGUGUAUGUGUGCAACUUCUCAGAUGUAGAUGAAAAGAUAAUUCGUCGGGCUAAUGAGUUUGGAGAGGACCCAAUAGCUUUGAGUGGUCGAUACUGCCAGGAGUUUCAAAAAGACAUGGAUGAUCUCCAAUGCCUCCCACCAACUCAUCAACCUCGUGUUAGUGAGCAUAUGGAGGAGAUUAAGGAAAUGAUAGCUAAGGUAAUGACUAAUGGCUAUGCCUAUACAGUUGAUGGAGAUGUUUAUUUCUCUGUCGAUAGUUUUCCAGAGUAUGGUCGCCUAUCUGGACGAAAAUUAGAAGAUAAUCGAGCUGGAGGACGCCUUGCAGUUGAUUCAAGAAAGCGAAAUCCUGCUGACUUUGCCUUGUGGAAGGCUGCAAAGCCUGGUGAACCAAGUUGGGACAGCCCCUGGGGUCGUGGAAGACCAGGUUGGCAUAUAGAAUGCAGUGCAAUGAGUGCCUACUAUUUAACACAUUCUUUUGAUAUACAUGGUGGUGGAAUGGACUUGAUUUUUCCUCACCAUGAGAAUGAGAUUGCCCAGAAUUGCGCUGCUUGUGGCCCGGAGAGUAAUGUUAGCUGCUGGAUACAUAAUGGUUUUGUUACCAUAGAUGACGAGAAAAUGUCGAAAUCAUUGGGGAACUUCUUCACUAUACGUGAGGUUACUCAAUUGUACCAUCCCAUUGCAUUGAGGUACUUCUUGUUGGGGACGCACUACCGAUCUCCUGUUAAUUACUCAAUAUCACAGAUAGAAAUUGCUUCAGAAUCUGUGUAUUACAUUUAUCAGACCUUACAUGAUAAUGAAGAAGCUUUGUCUGCUUUCCAACAAGGAACCGAAACAGAAACAAAAGUAAAGGGGGUGCGUGUUAGCCCUCAGGCCCAAGAAUGCAUCAGCGAGUUGCGUAAUGAGUUGGAGAUAAAGCUUUCUGAUGAUUUGCAUACACCUGCAAUUUUAAAUACUGCUCUUCAAGAAGCCCUUAGACUUAUGAAUAGCUAUGUGAACAUGCUGAAGGUGGGAACUCUACCUUCUUUUUUCACUUCUGCUCAUGGCUGGUGUGGUACAAAUGUUCCAUUAUCUCUUGAUACUUUCCAGAAAAAGCAGCAACAGUUAUCUGUUAUUCUGUACCUAACCGAGCUCCAGAAAGAAGUGAAGGCAGUGCUAGAUGUCCUUGGAUUGCUCCUUGGUUCAACUUGUGCUGAGGUUUUGCAGCAGUUUAAAGAGAGAGCACUGAAAAGGGCUGACUUGACGGAGGAAGAUAUUUUGCGUGCAAUAGAGGAAAGAGCACUAGCAAGGAAAAAUAAGGAGUUUGCAAGAAGCGAUCAGAUUAGAACAGAUUUAGUGGCCAAGGGAAUUGCUUUAAUGGACAUAGGGACAGAAACAGUUUGGAGGCCUUGUGUAAGACGUGGACAAGAACAGCCUGCCCCGCCAGCUCAACUUGAGCAGUCUGCUGCAGCAGUGCAAAAAGAACCGCCUGUUGCACCAUCUCAACUAAAACAGUCCGCUGCAGCACGGCAAAAAGAACAGCCUGCUGCGUCACUUCAACCACCACCUUGGUCAUGCGCAUUGGCAAUUAGUAAAGAGGAUCAUGACAUAUCUGAAGGAACUACGGAUUACACACUUAGUCACCAGGGCAACAAAUAUCUUGAGAUUAAUUGGACACAAUGAUGUUGAGCAUGGAGGAGAUUUAGAUGAAAGGAAGUCUAUCUCUGGAUGUGUUACUUACUCAUUGAUGGCGUAAUGUCAUGGAGUAGUAAGAAACAAUUAUUGUAUAUCAUUAUUUGUGAUGAAAGUCGAGUAUGUGGCUCUUGCAUAAGCAACAUAAGAAGCUGUUUGGUGGAAAAGGUUCUUGGAGCACUUAUUGUAUAUCACAUAAAAUAUUGAACCAAUGUUAGUCUACUGUGACUGUGAGACUGCAAUAUCCUCUAUGCGAGACACAUGGUUAGAUUCAAGGUGGUAAACAUGAAGUAUGCGUCUACAAAAGAUAUGUUAGCAAAACCAUUGAUCCAGACUUUGUAUAGAGAUGUAUUUAUCAGGCACACUAGGUCUUAAGGCUUGGAUAAAGUUUGAAAUACUUCAUUCUAAUCUUUAAUUUUCAUGUUCACAAAACUGAUAGUUCUUUGAUUAUUGAUAAAUUUAAUUUACAAACA
This is a messenger RNA of Nicotiana tabacum (common tobacco), 2442 nucleotides long. Its product is annotated as cysteine--tRNA ligase, chloroplastic/mitochondrial. The record is from RefSeq and is a predicted model, not a curated record. Gene Ontology annotation, cellular component: cytoplasm. Gene Ontology annotation, molecular function: ATP binding; cysteine-tRNA ligase activity. Gene Ontology annotation, biological process: cysteinyl-tRNA aminoacylation. Lineage: Eukaryota; Viridiplantae; Streptophyta; Magnoliopsida; Solanales; Solanaceae.